AGGAGUGGCUGCCUUCUUCCCUCCUCGGCAGUGCCCGGGCUCUGCUUGAGUCGCGCAGACCUUUGCCCCAGGCGGGCGCAGCCGAUAAGCGGGUUUGUACGCGGUUCUGGGCAGCGCUCCCCUUCGGAGUUACAGAUAUAUGAAAAUUUGACAGUAUCCCCACCCACCGUUGCAGUUGUUAGCACCUGAGAGGCCAGAGACGGUUUUUCUUUUCCAGGGAUAAAGCCAUGGCUGAAAUGAGUAAUAUCAAUAUACAAAAACUUACCAUUGUUCAGCAAGCAAUAGCCUCUUGUUGUGGAGCUAUAAUUACAUCAUUAUUUGUAACUCCUCUUGAUGUUAUCAAAACUCGACUGCAAACCCAAAACAAUCCGUUCCAUAAAGGGAAGUGUUUGGUGUCCUCCAAUGGCCUUAUGGAUCAUGUAUAUGUUUGUGAAAAUGGGGACAGCAAAGCCAGGUAUAAAAAACCUGGGCAUUUCAAAGGGACAUUGGAUGCAUUUGUGAAAAUAAUUCGAAUAGAGGGAAUUAAGUCACUGUGGAGUGGACUUUCCCCAACACUAAUAAUGGCAGUUCCUACCACAGUAAUCUAUUUUACUUGCUAUGACCAGCUGUGUGAAGCUUUGAAAAAUAGACUAGGAAAGCAUGAUGAGCACAUUCCAGCUAUUGCAGGUUCCUUAAGCAGAUUCAAUUCUGCUACUGUGGUGAGUCCCCUGGAGCUGAUCAGAACUCAAAUGCAGUAUCGCAGGUUGUCCUACAAGCAGCUGUACCUGUUAAUCAGCACUAAAGUGGCUGUAGAUGGGUGGUCCUCCCUGUGGCGGGGCUGGACUUCUACUAUUCUGAGAGAUGUACCUUUCUCAGCAAUGUAUUGGUAUAAUUAUGAGCGUUUCAAGAAGAUGAUGUGCAAGGAAGUUGGUACAAGUGAACCUACAUUUUUUGUCUCUUUUACUUCAGGAGCAGCAUCUGGCUCUAUUGCAGCUGUCACAACUCAGCCAUUUGAUGUAGUGAAAACACAUAGGCAGACUCAACUUUGGGAGAGUGAGACCUUAAAAAUUCCACAGAGGGACAGUAAAUCAACCUGGGCAAUUAUGAGGAAAAUUGUCGCUAGAAAUGGGAUGUCUGGAUUAUUUGCUGGUAUUACUCCACGGCUGUUUAAAGUUGCUCCUGCUUGUGCCAUAAUGAUCAGCACGUAUGAAUAUGGAAAGUCUUUCUUUUCUCAUUUAAAUGAAAAAAAGAAUCAACGUCCUUAAUUCUUCUUCGCCCAAUUGUAUGAAGUCAAUGAUAGAGGUUGUGCCAAUUUAAAUCUGUGAAGAUGUUUUUUAGAAUUCCUCUUACAUAGAACUUAGAAUUCUACCAUUACAUUUGGUAACUAAAUAAAGCUUCAUUUUUAACUUUCA
Molecule: messenger RNA, 1391 nt
Organism: Parus major (Great Tit)
Lineage: Eukaryota; Metazoa; Chordata; Aves; Passeriformes; Paridae
Gene: SLC25A40
Product: solute carrier family 25 member 40
Exons: 11
Coding region: 228-1244 (338 amino acids)
Biological process (GO): mitochondrial transmembrane transport
Source: RefSeq, a predicted model, not a curated record